AUGUCCCCACUGGAUAAAAGCAAACCUAAACACUGGCAACCCCCAUUCGCUGUUGAUGUCGACCGAUUACGGUUCACACCUCGGAUACAGAGACUCAAUGAGUUAGAGGCAAUAACGCGAGUAAAACUCAACUUCCUGGACCAGAUAAUAAAGUUCUGGGAACUACAGGGCUCAGUGCUAAAGAUACCCACAGUGGAGAGGAAGCCACUCGAUCUUUAUGCACUGCACAAGAUUGUCAAAGAAGCAGGCGGCUUCGAAGUAUGCUCAGCGGAGCGCAAAUGGUCGAAGGUGGCGCGGCGGAUGGGCUUCCCCCAGGGCAAGGGGAUCGGCUCCAUCCUCAAGAACCACUACGAGAAGAUACUCUACAGAUACGACGUCUUCAAGAGUAAUGGAACUGACAAUAAAGAGACUAAAAUAGACGUAAAAGGCGAGAUAACGCCUGAGAAAGCGAGCGGUACUCGUAGCAGAUCGACGAGCAAAUGCACAGCGGCCGCCACGCCGCCGCCGGCGCGACGCUUCAAGCCGGACCCGGACGCGCCCGCGCCCGCAGAGACUGUCCCGGCCGACAAGAGCCCCCAGCAGCUGCAGGACGAGGCCAUGAAGACCCCCGUCAAGGAGGAGAGCCCGGAGACCAGGCGGAGUCCUCGGGAGAACAAGUGGAUGUCAGCGGCGGGCAGCUGCGGCGCGCGGUCCCGCGUCACCCGCUCCACGCGCCUGCGCGAGCACCGCAUGUCCAACAUGACGGUGUCCGUGACCCCGGCGCCGCCCACCAGCCACGCGCUGCACCCGGACGACCCCUUAGCGAAGUACAUGUGCCACGUUUGCGGGCGCGGUGACGUCGAGGAGCAGAUGUUGCUCUGCGACGGCUGCGACGACUCUUACCAUACCUUCUGCCUGCUCCCCCCGCUCGCAGACGUGCCCAAGGGCGACUGGCGCUGCCCGGUGUGUUUGGCCGAAGAGGUCUCAAAACCGACAGAGGCGUUCGGAUUCGAGCAGGCGACAAGAGAGUACACACUGCAGCAAUUUGGCGAGAUGGCAGACCAGUUCAAAUCGGACUACUUCAAUAUGCCUGUACACAUGGUGCCAACAUCGACAGUCGAGAAGGAAUUCUGGCGCGUCGUCUCCUCGAUCGACGAAGACGUGACGGUGGAGUAUGGCGCAGACCUUCACUCCAUGGACCACGGCUCUGGCUUCCCAACCAAGACCCACGCUCACCUGUACCCCGGCGAACAGCAGUACGCUGAAUCCAGCUGGAACCUGAACAAUCUGCCCGUUCUAGAAGGUUCCGUACUAGGACAUAUUAACGCCGACAUAUCGGGCAUGAAGAUCCCUUGGCUGUACGUGGGAAUGUGCUUCGCGACCUUCUGCUGGCAUAAUGAAGAUCAUUGGAGUUAUUCUAUUAACUAUCUACAUUGGGGAGAGCCCAAGACUUGGUACGGUGUACCGAGCUCCAAAGCGGAGCAGUUUGAGGCGGCCAUGAAGGCUGAAGCCCCGGAGCUGUUCCAGCUGCAGCCGGACCUGCUGCAUCAGCUGGUCACCAUCAUGAACCCCAACGUGCUCAUGAAGGCUGGAGUACCCGUGUACAGGAUGGACCAACACGCCGGCGAGUUCGUGAUCACAUUCCCGCGCGCGUACCACGCGGGCUUCAACCAAGGAUAUAACUUUGCUGAGGCGGUGAACUUCACUCCCGCCGAUUGGUUAAAAAUGGGUCGCGAAUGCAUCGCCCACUACUCAACACUACGUCGCAACUGCGUGUUCUCCCACGACGAGCUGGUCUGCAAGAUGGCGCUGGAGGCGGAUUCCCUCAGUCUGACGGUCGCGCUGGCGGCCUACCGCGACAUGCGGACCAUGCUGCACGACGAGAGGAAGCUCAGGAAAGGACUGCUGGACUGGGGCGUGACGGAGGCGGAGCGCGAGGCGUUCGAGCUGCUGUCGGACGACGAGCGGCAGUGCCAGCUGUGCAAGACCACGUGCUUCCUGUCGUGCGUGUCGUGCGCCUGCACGCCGCACGUGGCCUGUCUGCGGCACUACACGCAGCUGUGCGCCUGCCCGCCGCACCAGCACCGCCUCAGAUAUCGCUACACACUAGACGAGCUGCCGGCCAUGCUGGAGAAGCUGAAGAAGAAGUCGGAGCAGUUCCGCGAGUGGGCGGAGGCGGUGCAGAACGCGCUCGACCCCGACACGCCCAAGACCUGCGACCUGGACGGACUCAGGGCGCAUCUCAAGCGGGCGCAUGAUCUCAAGAUGCACAAGACCGAGCUAGUCCGCGCUCUAGAAACGGCAAUAGAGGACGCUGAGAAGUGCGCGUCCGUGAUCCAGCAGCUGGACCUCAACAAGAUGCGCACGCGCACGCGACACCACGACCCCAAGUACCGCCUUACCAUACACGAGCUCACGCUGUUUGCCGCCGAGAUCGAUGGGCUGGCCUGCGUGCUGCCUGAAGGUUCAGCAGUAAAAGAAGUACUGCGACAAACGUCAGAGUUCGAGAGCCGCGCGACGGAGCUGCUCAACAAUGAUCUGGAGAAGACUGACGCCGCUUAUGUCAGGGAACUUGAAGAGACGGCGGAGCUGGGCGCGCGCCUGUGCAUCGUGCUGCCGCAGCUGGCGCCGCUGCGCGCGCGGCUGCAGCAGGCGCGCUUCCUGCAGGACGUGCGCGCCCACCGCGAGGACUGCUCCGCGCUGUCGCCCGACGCCAUCGCGCGGCUGCUGCGCGCCGCCGACGCCGUGCUGCCGCACCACACGGUGGAGGCCGAGAGGGCGCUGCUCUACAAGCUUCAAGCUCACGUAGAAGAAUGGGAGUCCCGCGCCCGCGCCGUCCUGCAAGACACAUCUAAGAACCCGCAGACGGAGCUGGAGCCGCAGUAUAUCACGCUGGCGGAGCUGGACCUGCUGCUGGCUGAUGGAGAGGAGAUCGAGGCCGCUCUGCCCUCCUACCACGCGCUGCAGACUGCAGUUACACAUGCUAGGGAUUGGCUCAGCAAGGUGGAAGAGAUGCAGUCGAAGGAGUUGUACCCGUACAUGCACAGCGUGGAGGCGCUGGUCCGGCGCGGCGCCGCCAUCCCGCUGGCGCUGUUCGAGAAGGACCAGCUGGCGCAGGCGCUCGCCUCCGCCAGGAACUGGAAGCGGGGGGCUGCCGACAUGUUCCUCAAGAAGAGCUGGGCGGCGUCGCUGCUGGAGGCGCUGUCGCCGCGCGCGGAGGCGGGCGGCGGGCGGCGGCGGCGCGAGGCGGGCGCGGAGGCGGGCUUCCUGCGCCACUUCAGCGAGGACUCCACGCCCACCGACAUCGUGGCCGCCUUCAAGCACGCCGAGCUGCAGGAGCUGCACGCCAUCAGGGAGCUGCGAGCAAGAAAUAUGCGUAAAGAAGUACGCGCGCCGGUGUCUGCGGGCGUGACGUUCUGCGUGUGCCAGAAGCGGCAGUACGGGGUCAUGACGCAGUGCGAGCUCUGCAAGGACUGGUUCCAUGCCUCCUGCAUAGCGGCCGCUAAGGAAGAGCGCGAGGAGUCCCCCGAACGGGUGGAGGUUCCAUUCCCGACGCCUGAGCCCAAGUUCCUGUGUCCCGACUGUAUGAGGACCAAGAGGCCGCGAUUAGACCGCAUAUUGGCUUUACUGGUGUGGCUGCAGAAGCUGCCGGUGCGGCUGGCGGAGGGCGAGGCCCUGCAGUGCGUGACGGAGCGCGCCAUGGCGUGGCAGGACGCGGCGCGCGCGCUGCUCGCCAGCCCCGCGCUGGCCGCGCUGCCGCUGCACGACCACGACACCGUGCAGGCAAAUAGAGAAAAAGCGGACAAACUAAAUGCCGAACUUAAAAAAGCUACGGGAAGAGCGCACGAUUCACAUUUGGCAAAUCCAAGAUCGUCAGCGAGUGUGGAACACGCGUAUAGUGCAACACCACGAUCACCCAGCACACGGGUAGCGCCCGGACUGCUGCAGAAGUUGGAGGAUCUCAUGCUUGAAGGAGACUUGCUCGAGGUCCGGCUGGAGGAGCAGGUGCAGGUGUGGAGCGCGGUGGUGGCGUGUCGCGGCGCGGAGGGCCGGCGAGCAGUGCGGCAUGACGCCGGGCGGCGCAAGCGGCGCGCCAGGGGGCCGCGCCCGCACCACCAGCACAAGCGGACACGCACGCGGCAUCACCACGGGACCGACACACGAACACCGGCCGCAAAACCAACGUUAAAACGAGGAACAGCGACCACGACUAAUUAUCUAAAUAGGAAACAGGGAAUGUCAUCUGGCUCUGGCUUGAUGAUGCGCAAGCACUACAUGGCGCGGCAGGAGCGACGCAAGCGCGGACUCGCAGCUUCAACACGAGGCAAACAUCCGAGACAGGCGAGAAUGGCCGGGCAACGAGGCGCGGCGGCCGGGGCAGCAGCCGCGGCGUCAGCGGGCGGCGCGGCGGCCAGCAGCUCGUCAUCAGCGUCGUCCGCUGAGGAUGACGAGGACUGCGCCGCACACGACUGCCUGCGACCCACUGGCAAACUAGACUGGGUACAAUGCGACGGCGGUUGCGACCAGUGGUUCCACAUGCACUGCGUCGGUCUGUCACGAGGAGCCCUGCGGGAGGAUGACGACUACGUCUGCGGGACCUGCGCGCAGCGGGCGAGGGACUAAGACCCCACAGGACAUCAGGACGACCCCAUAAGACCCCACAACCAAGUGUUACCAGACAUUGACGGGACUACAGUGAUCAGUGAUGCCUACAAUAUCUAUUGGGACGUAACAUCUGCUAGUUAAAUUUCGAUUCAACAGUACUGAGAGCUUGAAUCUUUAAAUAUAGUUACUCCACUUUCCAACCUUGAAUGCUUAUACAAAUGACCCCGGACUUUCAAACAAUGCUCAUGGCUUUGGCAUUAAUUAAAAUGAUGUUGAG
Molecule: messenger RNA, 4861 nt
Organism: Trichoplusia ni (cabbage looper)
Lineage: Eukaryota; Metazoa; Arthropoda; Insecta; Lepidoptera; Noctuidae
Gene: Kdm5
Product: lysine-specific demethylase lid
Exons: 30
Coding region: 1-4602 (1533 amino acids)
Biological process (GO): chromatin remodeling
Cellular component (GO): nucleus
Molecular function (GO): histone demethylase activity; DNA binding
Source: RefSeq, a predicted model, not a curated record